Molecule: messenger RNA, 1925 nt
Organism: Myotis myotis
Lineage: Eukaryota; Metazoa; Chordata; Mammalia; Chiroptera; Vespertilionidae
Gene: IKZF5
Product: IKAROS family zinc finger 5
Biological process (GO): regulation of transcription by RNA polymerase II
Molecular function (GO): DNA-binding transcription factor activity; RNA polymerase II cis-regulatory region sequence-specific DNA binding
Source: RefSeq, a predicted model, not a curated record
GCCAGAACAAAGAGGCACUGGUCUGGGGUGAAAAGUGUCCCCCCAGGUGUAACGACCUGUAAACUUUAAAAACAAGCCACACAAAACAAACAAGAUGGGCAAGAAGAAGCCAGAGCCUCUGGACUUCGUGAAGGAUUUCCAGGAGUACCUGACCCAGCAGACCCACCACGUGAACAUGAUCUCGGGGUCAGUGAGCGGGGACAAGGAGGCAGAGGCUCUUUGGGGAGCUGGGACAGAUGGCGAUCAAAAUGGACUUGACCACCCAUCUGUUGAAGUUUCCCUGGAUGAAAACUCAGGAAUGUUAGUAGAUGGCUUCGAAAGGACCUUCGAUGGGAAGCUCAAGUGUCGUUAUUGCAACUAUGCCAGCAAAGGGACAGCCCGGCUUAUCGAACACAUCAGAAUCCACACAGGUGAAAAACCUCAUAGAUGUCACUUAUGUCCAUUUGCCUCUGCUUACGAGCGUCACCUGGAAGCCCAUAUGCGUUCCCAUACAGGAGAAAAACCAUAUAAAUGUGAAUUGUGUUCCUUCCGCUGAAGCGAUCGAAGUAACCUCUCCCAUCAUCAACGGCACAAGCAGAAGAUGGUACCAAUCAAAGGUGCGAGGUCUUCCUUAAGCAGCAAGAAAAUGUGGGGCGUUUUACAGAAGAAAACAAGCAACCUGGGCUAUAGCAGAAGAGCACUAAUCAACUUAAGUCCGCCUUCCAUGGUGGUUCAGAAGCCAGACUACCUUAACGAUUUCACCCAUGAAAUCCCCAACAUCCAGACGGACUCCUAUGAAAGUAUGGCGAAAAGCACCUCAAUUGGGGGCCUACCCAGGGACCCCCAAGAACUCCUGAUCGACAACCCUCUCAAUCAGCUCUCCACUCUCGCAGGGCAGUUGUCCAGCCUGCCCCCUGAAAACCAGAGCCCCGCCUCCCCCGACGUAGUGCCCAGCCCAGACGAGAAGCCUUUCCUGAUGCAGCAGCCCUGGGCCCAGGCAGUGGUUUCUGCCGUGGCCGCAAGUAUUCCUCAGAGCGCCCCCACCAGCCCCGAGCCUCGGCCGCCCCAGAGCCAGAGGAACUACAGUCCCGUGGCAGAUACAAGCAGCGAACCCAGUGCCCACAUGAGCACCCCGAGCAUAGGAAACAGCCAGCCGAGCACGCCCGCUCCGACCCUGCCGGCCCAGAACCCGCAGCUCCUGCACCACUGCCAGCACUGUGACAUGUACUUUGCCGACAACAUCACCAUUCACAUGGGAUGUCAUGGGUGUGAGAACCCUUUCCAGGGCAACAUCUGCGGAUGCAAAUGUAAAAACAAGUACGACUUCGCCUGUCAUUUUGCAAGAGGGCAGCAUAACCAGCACUGACCAGGAACAGUGACAUUACUCUAUCCUUGGUUUUGACUUUAUGCAUUUUUUUAGUUUUGUUUAUCGUUGGUUUUUGUUGGUGGGGGGAGGACCCAGCCCUAAUAUGCUAAUUUAAAGUUUAUACAUUAUAUUUAUAGAAAACAACAUUGACAAUAGAAACAAAUGUUUUCCUUUUUUUUCCCAUAAAAGUUUGGUCAGGGUCAUUUAUAUAUUAGAACAAUGAGACACAUUGGUGUCUGUUUUUUCCUUUUAUUUAGACUUUGAUGAUUGAAGUGCAAUCUUAAUCUUACAGGUAUUCAUUGAAACUCCCACGUUUAAGGUCCAUGUAGACUUCAAAGCUUGAUCCUAGUGGUGUUUCACUAUAUACGAAGCUAGAUGUCAUUUCUGCCAUAUUUAAAAAUGGUAGAAUAAAUCACUUUCUCACAAACUUUGUUACAACUUAUUUCCAUGUUUAGCAGAGGAAUUGCCUUUAAAAUUGCUCUUUAGAUAGUUGAAAUACUAUCUAGUUCACUUAGUUUAAGUUGAAUUGGUAGUUUCAACUGGUAGAAGUAAAGCUAUUUCAGUAUAUAGAAAACCUUUC